Acanthoscelides obtectus is the source of this 2519-nucleotide messenger RNA. NCBI's taxonomy places the organism in Eukaryota, Metazoa, Arthropoda, Insecta, Coleoptera, Chrysomelidae. The record is from the annotation of a GenBank genome assembly.
GUUGUAAAAAAGCAACUUCGAUUUUCGGCAGUGUAUAGUGUAUGCGCCGUAUCGAAAGGUUUCGAUACUCAUGAUAUCGAUAUUUUUAUUCCGAUAUUUUAAUGGAUCGAUACUCCAAUAAACGAUACGAAUCGAUACUUGGUAUUAAUAUUUUACGUGGAUCGGAAGAUCCCUAUACCUGACUUUAGAAAAUAAGGUUAUGCUUGUCUGUCAUGUCGUCAUGUGCGUUUUGUUUAUAAAUUUGGUGAACAUGUUUAUUGAUUAUCCCGAAUAAAGAAUAGUUCUGAUCAUCUGGUCAUAUUCUACUCCACAUCAUCAAUAUACAUUCAGCUUUAUAGGCAUAUACUGUCUAUUCAAAUUUGUAGGUUCCUGAAACGGGAAUUUUUAAAAAGAUGGAAACAAAAGGAAUACUAACAUUGCAAUUUGGGCAUUAUUCAAAUUGCAUAGGAACUCACUGGUGGAAUAUACAGGAAGCUGGAUUUGAAUACAAUUCCUCUGAUCCGUCAGAAAUAAACCAUGAUGUCCUAUAUCGAGAGGGACUCACUGAGAAGGUAAAUUGAUAAUCUUGGUCUACCCUAUAUGCAAGAGACAGCAGCAUGAUGGUGCCACAUUUUGUUCAUCCUAGGCAAAUUCGACAGGCUUCUGCUUUUCAUUCUAAGUUGGUUUGGUUGAACAGAAGGGGGUCAGUAUGACUUGUUCUUCACUUGAGUUACAAAAAUGUACCAAUAUUUUUAUAGUUUCUUUAAUUUUAGAAAGUUGAAACUUAUAUCAGCAAGAUCUCCUGAGUUCCCUCAUCGAAGUAUAGUUUUUUCAGUAUAUAAACAGUGUUACUGUCGAAUGAAUAUGAUAGCAAUUAUUGAGAUAAAGCAAAAUAAAAAAUACAAACUUUAACAUACACUGCUGUUUUUCUCUCAGAAUCAAGUAACCUACACCCCCAGAUUGCUCUUGGUUGACCUCAAAGGUAGUCUGAGGACCUUAUCAGAGCGUGGUGACCUGUACGAGCCAUUACCUGACCCUUGCAAAGAAAAAUCAAGAGUAGAAUGGCAACCAGGCCAUGUAGAAGUACAAUCAACAUCACAAUAUGAGAAAAAUCAAUUCCACAAAGACUUGGAGGACCCUGAGAAAGCUGAACAAGUUGCCAAGAUGACCUAUGACUUUGAUAAAGGGGUAUGAACGAGAUAGGUUCAAGUGUGGUCCGACUUUUUGUACGCACGCUUUCAUCCAAGAACAGUGAAUAUUGUUAGAGAAUACGAGCAUUGCAACGAAAAUACUCCAUUUGAUGCAUUUCCUUUAGGCACCAGUUUAUGGAGAACUCCAGCUUUUGAGGAGGAUUUUGCUGACAAGAUUCGAAACUAUGUGGAAGAAUGCGAUCAUUUUCAGGGCUUUCACAUGUUAUCAGAUAGCUUCACCGCUUUCGGCGGUCUAGCUUCAGGCUGUUUAGAACACUUACGAGACGAAUAUGACAGGAAAUCAAUCCUAGUGUUUCCAGUAAUUCCAUCCCAUUUUCCUACUACCAAUGACUGCACAACAGCACAAUCUGUGAUAAACGACUCUGUUAGAACGGUGAACUUGGCCCUGAGUUUUAACCAAUUCGCGACGCAUUCUUCGAUGUUUGUUCCCUUGUCCACAUCAACACGAAGCUGGAGACAAGCUGGACCAGGCAGAAACUUUCAGUAUAUUGAUUAUGAUGCAAUAUCUCCUUACAACACCAGCGCCAUCCUAGCUACAGCGUUAGAAACGUUAACUAUGAAACACAGACUACGUGCGAGCAGCAAUUUCUGUCUAUCCGACCUCGCUGCAGACCUCACUCUGCACGGUAGAAAAGCAGUUGCCGCUAGCUUGAGGUUACCUUUCGCUAUGCGCACUGGCGAAACCCUUUUGGAUAACCUCGAUCAGUGGCAAGGACCUCUUACGGUUGCUAUCACUCCAAAUUGCGAGAUCGGUAACGCAAGAAUGAUGCAACACGUCUGCAUCCGAGGCAUACCGACCACCCGUCUGAAAAAACCCGUAGAAAAAGCCGGCAGUCAGCGAGAGCUACCCGCAUACAAGUGUUGCACCGUUCAAGAAAUGUUCCAGAUGUAUUUGUCUUUCGUGACGGACGCCACUGCCAGUCACGUGACCACCGUCAACAAACCGAUCAAUGUCCGCGCUCCAUUUCCAAGAAUAUUCGACGCCAAGAUUGGGGCAAAUGGAGAUUUGCUGCCUGAAGGGAGCUCACGCUAUGAUAACACUGCUGUAGAAAAGAUAGCAACAGUGUCUGGCCUUCACAACUGUUCAGAAAUUGGUGACAUGUUAGAAUCAUUGCAUACAGAAACCAGAAGGAUCAGAAUACCAAGACUGCACCAGUUUACAAAUGAAGGUGGAGGUUUAGAAAGAGACGACUUCGAGGAAUGUCUUGACAAUUUAUUCGCGCUUAGAGAAAACUAUGAAGAUAAUUAUGUUAUUUGAAAUGUUUUAUUAUACUAUAUUUAGUUAUAAGUUUUAUAACACUGAUUUAAUAAAGAAAAUAUCUUCCGAAA